Messenger RNA from Drosophila arizonae, 648 nucleotides. RefSeq lists its product as uncharacterized. NCBI's taxonomy places the organism in Eukaryota, Metazoa, Arthropoda, Insecta, Diptera, Drosophilidae. The record is from RefSeq and is a predicted model, not a curated record.
AUAUAUAUCAGCGUAUCCAUAUUCAUAUCUUAUCGUGAAACAUGCGCUAGAGCUUACUGUGAAUCAUCAAGCUACUGCAAAUCUUUGAAAGAAACAAUCGAAAUUCAAAUACGUAAAUAAUUGCUUACAAUUAAGAAAGUGCAUUAAAAAUGGAUUCAUCGAGUCUGCUGAUUAUAUUGGCCGUCGUUUGCUUCUGCCUGUUCAUCAUACGCUCGAUUAUGAUUGCCUAUCGGUUUUAUAUGCUCAAGCAGCUGAAGGAAAUGUCGCAAGGUGAGCAAGCACGACGUGAAAUGGAAAUAAGCGUCACCAACAACAACAGUAACAUGGGCAAUGGCGGCGUUUGCCUUGAAGUGGACAACAACGACAUGACCAUAUUGCCAAAGGGUAUGGAUCUACCGCCCAGCUACGACGAACUUAACAUCUGUAACAAGGACGGUAACUUGGGUGCCUCCACUCUGACCAUCACAACGGACUUGGGCUGCAGCAAUCCGAAUCUGAUUGCAGCAGCAGCUUUAAAUGAGCCACCGCCAGAUUAUCAGGGAACCAUAGACAUUGUCGAAGCUCCGACAACCGCCACAACUAUAUCUACAACAACAGUUGUUUCGGUUGCGCCUAGAAUCUAAACAUAAACGCAACAUUUCAAUUAUA